GGACCGAGGCUGUUGCGCUGGCGCGAGAGGCGGUGGUGGUCGCUGUGGCUUUGCCGGGGAAUUGGGGUCUGGCAUCCUGAGUGAAACGAUGUCUUCGUUUGUGACCGAAGUGUUGGCGCACUCAGGACGACUGGAGAAGGAGGAUCUGGGUACCCGGAUCGGUCGCUUGACCCGGAGGGUGGAGGAGAUCAAGGGUGAAGUCUGCAGCAUGAUCAAUAAGAAGUACAAUGAAUUCUUGCCUAGCAUGCAGAGUGCCCAGGACCUGGUAACCCAGGUGGAUGAGCUAUGUGGUGACAUUGAUCUGCUGAAAUCCAGGGUGGAGAGUGAGGUAAGGACAGUACAGCAGGACCUUCACGUAUCCAUUGCGGAAUUUACACAACUGAGGCAGCAGCUGGAAAGAGACACAGUCGUCCUGAGCAUGCUUAAACAGCUUCAAGAGUUUUCCACUGCCAUUGAAGAAUAUAAUUGUGCCUUAUCAGAGAAGAAGUAUGUUGCCGCUGCUCAGCACCUGAAAAAGGCACAGAAUUGCUUGAAGUUGCUGAAAUCCAGGAAAGGCUUUGAAUUACAGAUUUUCAAAUCCCUCAGUGUGGAGCUCACGAUCCAGAAGCAGAACAUGCUCUACCACCUUGGGGAAGAGUGGCAGAAGCUGGCUUCAUGGAGACUUGCUACAUCCAAAGUUAGCAGCUUGGAAUCUGCCCUCCAGACGGAACUUCAUUUGUGCACGGAACCAUCCCAGAAAGAAGAUGAGACCCCUUCCCCACCUAUCACUUCUGUACUCUUGGCAUUUGCUCUUGUUGGCGAGCUGCACACCAAACUUAAGUCCUUCAGCCAGUUGCUGCUGAAAUACAUCAUCAGGCCGCUGGUAUCUUAUCCAUCGCUCCAUGCACUGAUUGACACCCGUCCUGAUACAGUUGUCUUUCGAUUUGAAUCUGUGGCAACAGACUUGGAACAUUCAUCUCCACCUGAGGUUUUCACGAAGAUCAGGCUGGUGCUGGAAGUUCUUCAGAAACACCUGCUGGACUUGCCUCUUGGUGAUGAUUUGGAAGAUGAAAAAGUAUCUAAGAUUGUAUUGGCAGAGAUUGUGGGUGACAUGAUCUGGGAAGAUAUGUCUGAGUGUCUCAUUAAAGAUUGUUUGGUUUAUUCCAUUCCAACAAACAGCAGCAAGUUAGAACAGUAUGAAGAGGUGAUACAGUCCACUGAAGAAUUUGAAAAUGCUCUUAAGGGCAUGAGAUUUUUAAAAGGAGAUACUACUGACUUGCUGAAAUAUGCCCGGAAUAUCAAUUCUCAUUUUGCUAACAAGAAGUGCCAAGAUGUGAUUGUGGCAGCCAGAAACCUAAUGACUUCAGAAAUUCACAACACUGUAAAGAUCAGUCCAGAGUCUAAGAUAGCUCUGCCAGAGUUGCCAGCUCCUGAUGAAGGUAACAAGCUCAAAAUGCAAAAAGCGUCCAAAAGUCUGCACAAUGAGAUGAUGAACUUAGACACUGAAAAUAAACUGGGUGAGCAUUCUUUCUCUUUGCCAACAUGCCGGAUCAGUGAAUCUGUUGAGAAACUGAUGGAGCUGGCCUAUCAGACUUUACUGGAAGCAACAACUAGCAGUGAUCAGUGUGCCAUUCAGCUUUUCUACUCAGUGAGGAAUAUCUUUCAUUUGUUUCACGACGUUGUGCCAACAUAUCACAAGGAGAACCUUCAAAAACUUCCCCAGCUGGCUGCCAUUCAUCACAACAACUGCAUGUACAUUGCUCAUCACUUAUUGACUCUUGGGCAUCAAUUCAAGUUACACCUUGCCCCUGUUCUUUGUGAUGGCACCACUACUUUUGUGGAUCUUGUACCAGGCUUCAGGAGACUUGGGACAGAAUGUUUUCUGGCCCAGAUGAGGGCACAAAAGGGGGAGCUUCUGGAACGACUAUCAAGUGCAAGGAACUUUUCAAACAUGGACGAUGAAGAGAAUUAUUCUGCAGCAAGCAGAGCAGUUCGGCAGGUACUGCAUCAGUUAAAAAGACUUGGAGUUGUGUGGCAAGAUGUGCUUCCAGUAAAUAUAUAUUGCAAAGCUAUGGGGACCUUACUUAACACAGCCAUUGCUGAGAUCAUUGGCAGAAUCACUGCCCUAGAGGACAUCUCUACCCAAGAUGGCGACAGAUUGUACUCUUUGUGCAGAACAAUAGUGGAAGAAGGACCCCAGGUGUUUACACCAUUACCUGAAGAAAAAGAAAACAAGAAAUUUCAAGAAGAGGUUCCUGUCUAUGUGCCAAAGUGGAUGUCAUUCAAAGAGUUGAUGCUGCUGCUACAGGCAAGCUUGCAAGAAAUUGGGGAUCGGUGGGCUGAUGGGAAGGGUCCCUUGGCAACUGCCUUCUCCUCUGGUGAGGUGAAGGCUUUAAUCCGGGCCUUGUUCCAGAACACAGAAAGAAGAGCAGCUGCCCUUGCUAAAAUUAAAUAGCCUUGUUUUCCCAUGGAAGCCGCACCGUCCUUGUAAGGAAUCUUCUUCUGGCAUCGUUACUUAUGCCAUUCUUUGGAAAUGCCUAUUAAUUUUGAUGAACUUCCUGCCAGAAUAUCAUGGAGUUUGACUUUAUAUAAGACUGUCCUACGUUUGUGGCCUGAAGGAGAUUUGGCAGAAAAUGUGCCACAUCAGCAGGACAAGAGAGGAGUGAAGCAGGGCGCCUCAGGGGACUUCCUCUUAUCUGUGGGAAAAUACUGUUUUCUUCUGCUUCCAGGGCCUUUUGGGAGCUGUGUCCCGGAAGGAAGUGGCCCCUGAUUCCAGACCAAGAAAUCAGGGACACUGACUUAGUGGAGAACUGGCAUCCACUUCCCUGUGGGAAGGCUAUUUUUUGAAGGGAGUUCACAGCACCUUAGUUGGCCUGACAGUUAUUAGGUGGACUUCCUGUAUAUCACCUUUCCAAUAAAUGAUGCUUUUCAGAAUCAUGGGACUAUUGUGUUUGGAGAAGGACCAACAGGCUUUCUGAGGCAUUACGUAAAGGAAAUCCUUUGUUAAAAUAGAGGAGCCACACUAGGGUACUUGGUGAUCUGUUACCUUCUCUUCACUUAUGCUUAUUGGGGAUCCUGUUAUCCUUUAAGCUGUCCAACAAUGCACGUUGAGAACUAUGCAUUUCUUUAAUUUGUUUUUCCCCCUCUUAAGCAUCAUUAGCCACUGCUUUUUUAGAAGCAUUUCAUCCUGUAUCUGGAAUUUUGGUUGGAUUCUGAAUGUUUAUACGGUGGGAGCCUAAGAAAGCUGGACUUUAGAACUUGACCCAUGUUCCUGUGAAUCUCAUUUGUAUUUCAUCUCAUUUUAUCCUGUGUCAUGUUUUAGGGAGGGCACUGGCAUCCAUCCAGAAGACAGCAGGAAUGUUGAGGGGACUCAGGACCUAGGAGAAUCAGCUGAAAGAACUAGGGAACUUUACACUGUCAGAGAGGUCUUAGUGAGGACACAGUAACUGUCUUCAAAUAUCUGAAGAGUUUCCAUGUGAAAGAAGGAUUAAACACAGCGAAACUCCAAAAGGAGAAUUGUGACAAUAGUUAAAGCCUUCUGGACUUGGAAUGGCCUGCCUUGUGAGGCAGUGAGUUCCCUGUCAUUGGAGGUGUUCAAGUAGAGGCUGGGUGACCACUUCAGGGGAUGCUGCAGAGAUUCCUUCCCUGGGUGGGAUGUACGACUAGGUGACCUUGAAGAUACUUUCCAACUCUGAAAUUCUGUGAUUGCAUCAUCAGUGUCAAAGUUGAACCUUUGUAGUCCAGAAAUUUUUGUUUAUUUCAUGACCAAGAAUUUGUUAGUAAGAGAUAUUAACAAACUUCUCUAGGUUGUAAUUUUGCUUACUAUCUCCUCUGAGCUAGCGUCAGAAGUAAAAUUGGCUUUUAUUUCUCAUCUUGAAACUGAGAUAUACAGAAAAUUUUAAAUGUUCUUUCUUCCCCAACCCCUCCACUUAGUGCUUACUUAGCUCAGUGCCCAGCAGUGGUGGAUGUUUAAUAAAUGCUUGUGGGUUUGAUUUCUGCUA
Messenger RNA from Vombatus ursinus (common wombat), 3980 nucleotides. RefSeq names its product zw10 kinetochore protein (gene ZW10). The transcript has 16 exons. Gene Ontology annotation, biological process: mitotic cell cycle; mitotic spindle assembly checkpoint signaling; endoplasmic reticulum to Golgi vesicle-mediated transport. Bases 89 to 2434 code for a protein of 781 amino acids. Lineage: Eukaryota; Metazoa; Chordata; Mammalia; Diprotodontia; Vombatidae. The record is from RefSeq and is a predicted model, not a curated record. Gene Ontology annotation, cellular component: RZZ complex; nucleus; chromosome, centromeric region.